This is a messenger RNA of Vigna umbellata (rice bean), 4512 nucleotides long. NCBI's taxonomy places the organism in Eukaryota, Viridiplantae, Streptophyta, Magnoliopsida, Fabales, Fabaceae. The record is from RefSeq and is a predicted model, not a curated record.
AUGGGUGCUGGAGAUGACAAUGUUGAUGCUGGUUGGCUUGGUAGGCAAGGAAUAGCUUUAGCAUUACAUUCUGCUGCUGAUGUUUUGAGAACAAAAGACUUGCCUGUUGUCAUGACAUUUCUAAUAUCAGGGCUCUGGCUGAUCCAAAUGCUGAUGUUAGAAGGUAGAAUGAUUAAUGCUGGUAUAUUGAUCAUUGAUAAAAAUGGAAAGGAUAAUGUCUCGUUGUUAUUUCCCAUCUUUGAGAACUACUUGAACAAAACAGCUCCAGACGAAGAAAAAUAUGAUUUGGUUCGUGAGGGUGUGGUUAUCUUUACUGGGGCUCUGGCAAAGCACUUGGCAAAGGACGAUCCCAAGGUUCAUGCUGUUGUGGACAAGUUGUUGGAUGUUUUAAAUACUCCUUCAGAAGCAGUUCAGCGGGCGGUCUCUGCCUGCUUAUCUCCAUUAAUGCAAUCAAAACAAGGGAUUUGGCAUUUCCUGCUUGAAAAAGUUCAACAUAGUGAUACACUUCAAGAGAGUCUUGCUGAGAGGAGCUCUGCGAAAUCUCGUGAAGGAGCCUUACUUGGAUUUGAGUGCCUUUGUGAAACACUGGGCAGAAUAUUUGAACCGUACGUGAUUCAAAUGUUACCAUUACUUUUGGUUUCGUUCUCUGAUCAAGUUGUUGCGGUUCGGGAAGCGGCUGAAUGUGCUGCUCGUGCAAUGAUGUCUCAACUUAGUGCUCAAGGAGUGAAGCUUGUCCUUCCAUCUCUUUUGAAGGGUCUUGAAGAUAAAGCUUGGAGGACAAAACAAAGUAGUGUACAACUUCUUGGUGCUAUGGCUUACUGUGCUCCUCAACAGUUGUCUCAGUGUCUCCCUAAGAUUGUUCCCAAAUUGACUGAGGUUUUGACUGAUACGCAUCCUAAAGUCCAGUCAGCUGGGCAAAUGGCCCUUCAACAGGUUGGGAGUGUCAUAAAGAAUCCAGAAAUAUCUGCUCUUGUCCCUACUCUACUUAAGGGGCUCAGUGAUCCAAAUGAGCAUACAAAAUAUUCCCUUGAUAUUCUUCUCCAAACAACCUUUGUUAAUUCAAUUGAUGCGCCUUCACUUGCAUUAUUAGUACCAAUAGUACAUCGAGGGUUGAGGGAACGUAGUGCUGACACCAAAAAGAGGGCAGCCCAAAUAGUUGGAAACAUGUGUUCCUUGGUUACAGAACCGAAGGAUAUGAUUCCAUAUAUAGGAUUGCUACUUCCUGAAGUAAAAAAGGUGCUUGUGGAUCCUAUACCUGAAGUUCGGUCAGUUGCUGCUAGAGCCAUUGGAUCCCUUAUAGGAGGAAUGGGUGAAGAAAAUUUCCCUGAUCUUGUCCCGUGGUUGUUUGACACAUUAAAGUCUGAUAAUAGUAAUGUUGAACGCUCUGGAGCAGCACAAGGGCUGAGCGAGGUCUUAGCUGCUCUUGGUAUCGAGUACUUUGAGCUUGUACUUCCUGACAUUAUUCGAAAUUGCUCCCAUCCGAAGGCACCUGUACGAGAUGGAUACUUGACUCUGUUCAAGUACAUGCCACGGUCGUUAGGAGUCCAGUUUCAAAACUAUCUGCCCCAGGUGCUUCCUGCUAUUCUAGAUGGUCUGGCUGAUGAAAAUGAAUCUGUACGAGAUGCUGCACUGGGGGCUGGCCAUGUUCUUGUCGAGCAUUAUGCAACAACUUCUCUACCCCUUCUCCUUCCUGCUGUUGAGGAUGGCAUUUUUAAUGACAGUUGGCGAAUUCGACAGAGCUCAGUCGAGCUGUUGGGUGAUCUAUUAUUCAAAGUUGCUGGAACUUCUGGUAAAGCUUUACUUGAGGGUGGCAGUGAUGAUGAAGGUUCUAGUACAGAGGCACAUGGUCGUGCCAUCAUUGAAGUUCUUGGGCGUGAUAAGCGUAAUGAAGUACUUGCUGCAUUGUAUAUGGUCCGAGCUGAUGUCAGUUUGUCAGUGCGUCAGGCUGCUUUACACGUGUGGAAAACUAUUGUGGCAAAUACCCCCAAGACUCUNAGGGAAAUUAUGCCAGUUCUGAUGGACACUUUGAUUACGUCCCUUGCAUCACCAUCAUCUGAAAGGCGGCAGGUUGCUGGACGAUCACUGGGUGAACUUGUCAGGAAGCUUGGUGAACGAGUACUUCCCUUGAUAAUUCCAAUCUUAUCCCAGGGCCUGGGCGACCCUGACAGCAGCAGAAGACAGGGUGUAUGUGUUGGUCUGAGUGAAGUGAUGGCAAGUGCUGGUAAGAGUCAGUUAUUGACUUUCAUGAACGAACUCAUCCCAACUAUUCGGACUGCACUCUGUGAUAGUGUGCCUGAGGUUCGUGAAUCAGCUGGUUUAGCAUUCAGCACCUUAUAUAAGAGUGCUGGAAUGCUAGCUAUUGACGAGAUUGUUCCAACACUUUUACAUGCAUUGGAGGAUGAUGAAACUUCUGAUACCGCACUUGAUGGUCUUAAGCAAAUUUUAAGUGUCCGAACGAGUGCGGUAUUGCCACAUAUUUUACCGAAACUGGUUCAUCCUCCAUUGUCUGCCUUCAAUGCACAUGCUUUAGGAGCUUUAGCAGAGGUUGCUGGUCCUGGCCUUAACUUUCAUCUUGGUACUGUGCUUCCACCUUUGCUAUCUGCAAUGGGUGACGAUAACAAGGAGGUGCAAACAUUGUCUAAGGAAGCUGCUGAAACAGUGGUCUUAGUUAUUGAUGAGGAAGGUAUUGAGCCACUGAUAUCAGAGCUGGUCAAAGGUGUUAAUGACAGUCAGGCUGUUGUAAGAAGAUCUAGUUCAUAUCUGAUAGGAUAUUUCUUCAAAAAUAGCAAGUUAUAUCUGGUUGAUGAAGCUCCAAACAUGAUAUCUACCUUAAUCAUCUUGCUAAGUGAUCCUGAUUCUUCUACUGUUGCAGUUGCUUGGGAAGCUUUGUCAAGGGUCAUUAUUUCAGUACCCAAGGAGGUUCUUCCUUCUUAUAUAAAACUUGUCCGAGAUGCUGUGUCAACAUCACGAGACAAGGAACGGAGGAAGAAGAAGGGAGGGCCAAUUCUCAUACCUGGAUUUUGUCUUCCUAAAGCACUUCAGCCUAUAUUGCCAAUUUUUCUCCAAGGUCUGAUAAGCGGGUCUGCUGAAUUGAGGGAGCAGGCUGCUCUGGGACUUGGCGAAUUGAUAGAAGUUACCAGUGAACAAUCACUCAAAGAGUUUGUCAUCCCAAUAACAGGGCCUCUUAUCCGAAUUAUAGGUGAUCGAUUCCCAUGGCAAGUGAAGAGUGCCAUCUUGUCUACUCUAACAUCGAUGAUAAAAAAGGGAGGAAUCUCCCUGAAGCCUUUUCUUCCUCAGCUGCAAACAACAUUUGUCAAGUGUCUACAGGAUUCUACAAGAACUGUUCGAUCUAGUGCUGCGUUGGCACUUGGGAAGCUUAGCGGACUCAGUACCAGGGUUGACCCUUUAGUUAGUGAUUUGCUGUCCAGUUUGCAGGGAUCUGAUGGCGGAGCACGGGAAGCUAUUCUGACUGCAUUAAAGGGUGUCUUGAAGCAUGCUGGGAAAAAUGUCAGCUUGGCUGUUAGAACUCGUUUUUACAAUGUUCUCAAGGAUUUAAUUCAUCAUGAUGAUGAUCAAGUUCGGAUAUUUGCUUCUAGCAUAUUGGGAAUCUUGGCACAGUACCUUGAAGAUGUUCAGCUGACAGAGUUGAUUCAAGAACUGUCAACUCUAGCUAAUUCACCUAGCUGGCCAGCCAGGCAUGGUUCCGUCCUUACAAUAUCUUCCUUGUUUCGUUACAAUCCCUCAACAAUCUGUUCGUCUUCCUUGUUCCCAACUAUUGUUGAUUGCCUUAGAGACACCCUAAAGGAUGAGAAGUUCCCUCUUCGAGAAACUUCAACCAAGGCAUUGGGAAGGCUGCUUCUUUAUAGAGCUCAGAUAGAUCCUUCUGAUACAGUGCUUUACAAAGAUGUUCUUUCACUGCUAAUUUUAUCCACCCGUGAUGACUCCAGUGAAGUUAGGAGAAGGGCAUUGUCUGCCAUAAAAGCUGUUGCUAAGGCAAAUCCAUCGGCCAUUUUGUCACAAGGCACCAUAGUUGGUCCUGCACUAGCGGAUUGUUUGAAAGAUGCGAAUACCCCAGUUAGACUUGCUGCAGAACGAUGUGCGCUGCAUGCCUUCCAACUUGCAAAGGGUUCAGAAAAUGUUCAAGCAGCUCAGAAGUAUAUUACUGGUUUGGAUGCUAGACGUCUAUCCAAGUUUCCCGAAUAUAGCGAUGACAGUGAUGAUAGCGACGAGGAUACCUCGAGUAGCUAAAUAGUUUCUCUUUCAUCAAGUGCUGUGUUUCUCCUUUCUUCAUGGUCUAAGUACAGAAUUCUCCUUGAUAACCGAUUUUUCCCGUAGCACUGUGAUAUAGUCAAAAAUAUAUAUAGAAAUAUGCAAUUUGAGGCUUUUUACCCAAUUUUUUGCGCCAGGGUAUUUGAUUAUAUCAACGACUUUGUAAAUUAGACGAGUCUAAUUAUUUGUAACUAUAUUUGUAUUUCUAAUCAAUUUUGGCGGUAAUAUAUUUUUUACCUACAA